ACCAAUAUCUCAGUUUAACCUUAUUUUAUAGGUUACGUGUGCUUGUCUGAGAACAGUGAAAUGGCCAGUGCUUCAGUGUUGCAAGAAGAGUUCUGUUGUCCUAUCUGUUUGGAUCUGCUGACGGACCCGGUGACUGUUACCUGUGGACACAGUUUCUGUUUGAAGUGUAUUACGGGGUGCUGGAAUCAAGAAGACUAUAAGGGUGUUUACAGCUGCCCCCAGUGCAGAGAGACCUUUACUCCCAGACCUGUUAUUCGCAGAAGCACAUUGCUGGCUGAUGUUGUGGAGAAGCUGAAGAAGAUCGAUCUCCUAACUGAUGCUACGUCUCCUUGCUACGCUGGACCAGACGAUGUGGAGUGUGAUUUCUGUACUGGGAGAAAACACAAAGCCAUUAAGUCGUGUCUAACAUGCAUGGGCUCUUACUGUGAGGUUCACAUCCAGCCUCACAAUGAGGUGGCCUGUCUGAAAAAGCACAAGCUAGUGAACGCCUGCUCACGGCUACAAGAGAAGAUCUGCUCACAACACCACAGGAUCAUUGAGGUGUUUUGUCGCACAGAUCAGAAGUUGAUAUGUAUGCUCUGUACAAUGGACGACCACAAUGAACACAAAACUGUCUCCGCUAUAGCAGAACGAACUGAGAAGCAGAAAAAGUUGUUGGACAUGAAGUGGGAUAAUCUGAUGCGAAUCCAGCAGAUUAACAAGGAGGUGCAGGAGGUGAAACAGGCAAAGAAGUAUCUGCAGAUGUCUGCACAGGUAGCUGUUGAGGACACAGAGGAGAUCUUCACGGAGCUGAUCAGCUUCAUGCAGAAAAAAUGCAUUGAGGUAAAAAUGUCUAUCAGAGCUCAGGAGAGGGCAGAGGUGAGACAAGCUGAAGAACUCUCAAAAGAACUGGAGCUGGAGAUCGCUGAGCUAAAGAACAGAAAUGCUGAUAUGAACCAACUCCAGCCAAUUGAGGACCCCAUUGAUUUCCUUCAGAGUUUCCAGUCACAUCUCGCCUCACCUGCGGCUAAGAACCUUCCCAAGGUUACUUUUAAAACAAAGUUCUCCUUCAGCGAAGUGAUGAAAUCUGUCUCUCCAUGUCUGAAGGAGAAAACAAAAGAGUUCCACAAGGCAAUACACAAAGUUACAGGCUUCAUGAAAGGGGACACGGUCAAACGGACGGUUCCUGAAGAACACUGCGGGUUUUACAGAAUCAACAGACAUGCUGCUGACCUCACACUCCGCAUUAAUGGUGUGGUGACCGCCAUCACAGGGUCAGCUGUGACUGUGGACUUUCCAGACUAUCCUGGCUGGAGCGGGAGUGCGUCCAAGAUUGAGCUGGUGCUCUGAUACACGUCAUUACCUCACGAUGGCUACCACCUGAACCACCCAGUCUUCCCGUGUAAAUGCUUUGGUUAAUACUCUAUGUACAUGUCUCUCUGGGUACAGAGCAUCCUCUUUUCAUUUUGUGUUUUUUUUUAUAGAGAACAUUUUGAAAUAAUUUCAGAGUGUAUUCACUAACUCCCAUGUCUGCCUUUCCUAGAGCUCAGUAUUUUAUUACAUUACAUGUUAGUUUCUUAUAUAAAAGUGCAUAUCACCUUUGGAUGUGUGCCUCAACAGGAAUGUUGAAUUAUUAAUAAAUAAAAUACUUUUACACUUUUAAUGUGUCAGAUGAAUUGUUUGUUGCAUGCACAUUAGUUGUUUUAGUGAUUGGAACAUGGCAACAUGACACUUCUACAUGCACCUCUCCCAGUGCUUCCCACCUCUCCCAGUGCUCCCCAUAUACCACAGCACUUCCCACCUAACCCAGCAUUUCUUACCUACUCUACUGCUUCCCACCUACCCCAGCGCUUCCUAGUACAAAGUAGGUGGUUAAGUUUUUCCUAACCCAAUUCCCUGUGUGGUUAUCGAAUACACAUCUGCAACAGACUCGGAUAGCAAGCUCCACUCUCACAUUCGUGGCUGAUUAAAUAUGCAUUGUGACAAAGUAUUUGUAAUUCAGACCGUGAGUAGGUCAUGAGGAGACAACAAAGACUGGCACAUGGGAUUAUUGUAUAAACUGUUAUCACUAUUUUUAAAUCGUUGUUUUUGGGGUGUAUGCAACAUUGCUAUGUGCCUACGUGUUCGAAAAUAACCAGGAAGAAACAUCAAACACACUACAAUUGUCAAAAGGUAAAACCGAAUUUUAAGCAAAAGACCAUGCUCACAGCCAUGACUAGAACCGCUAGCUGCCCUCUGCUGUUUU
Molecule: messenger RNA, 2224 nt
Organism: Clupea harengus (Atlantic herring)
Lineage: Eukaryota; Metazoa; Chordata; Actinopteri; Clupeiformes; Clupeidae
Product: tripartite motif-containing protein 29-like
Molecular function (GO): zinc ion binding
Source: RefSeq, a predicted model, not a curated record